This is a messenger RNA of Seminavis robusta, 585 nucleotides long. The record is from the annotation of a GenBank genome assembly. Lineage: Eukaryota; Bacillariophyta; Bacillariophyceae; Naviculales; Naviculaceae.
AUGACGCAGUUCCAACUGCAUUGCUUAUCCAUCGAAAAUUCAGAAACAGCCAAUGCCAUUUGCAAUGCUCUGGAAAAGAAUGAAACGCUUCAACAGUUGGAUUUGGUCUGUAUAAAUGGUAUUGGGCACGAUGUUGUACAGCCAAUUCUCAAGUCGCUUGCUCUAUCGAAACUCCAGCGCUUUUCAAUGACACGUUUUUGGAAGAUGCCAGUUUUUCCUGCUAUUUGUUUGGCAGCGGAGCAAGCACUUGAGAAGAACAUGAAUCUUGUUCACUUGGAUGUCUGGGGGGGCUCUGGCGAUCUACCAAAAGAGGUGCAACACAAUGGACUUUUCCUUGCUUUGAACGCCACAGGACAGCGAACUUUGCUGCUAGAGAAUCCCGACUACAAUCACGAAACGUGGGUGGAUGCAUUGAUCCAAGUCGACAGUGUUGCCGCCUUGUAUUAUUUUCUCGCAGAGAACCCAGCCUUGAUUACUCAACUUGUCGUCCAGCAGCCCAGUCUGACCGAGCAGCCCAGCAAGCGCAAGCGUCUCUACUAUUGCCCGGCCAAGUAUUCUGAAGAAAUGAACAAGCGCUUCAAGUAA